ACAUGACACACAGCCAAAGGGGAGGAACCGAACACCCUCAUUCGAAUUAUUAUCAGUGAAAAUCACUGAAUUAAACACCCAAGAGACCCAACAGGGAAUAAAAGUUUUAUAACAAGCAGAAAAUGUCGUUCAUCCCCGGUCAGCCUGUCACAGCUGUUGUGCAACGAAUUGAAAUUCACAAACUGCGGGAUGGUGAUAAUUUAAUAUUAGGAUUCAGCAUCGGCGGGGGAAUCGACCAAGAUCCAAGCCAGAAUCCAUUUUCCGAAGACAAGACAGACAAGGGAAUCUAUGUCACACGUGUGUCUAAAGGUGGACCAGCAGAGGUGGCUGGUCUCAGGAUGGGAGACAAAAUCAUGCAGGUGAACGGCUGGGACAUGACCAUGGUGACACAUGAUCAGGCCCGAAAAAAACUCACCAAGAAGAGCGAAGAUGUGGUCAGGCUUCUUGUCACCAGAAAAUCCCUGGAGGACGCAGUCAGACAUUCCAUGAUGUAACAUAAAUGCAGAUCUGAAACAUGCUCAUUUGAGCUAAUUGAAUGUCUUUAUUGGUUAAUCACAUGUUUAGAGCAUGUUUUAACUAAUAAAAAACAAUCAGCCUCUCUCAGCCAAAGAGUGAUGCCAAGAAA
Molecule: messenger RNA, 625 nt
Organism: Labeo rohita (rohu)
Lineage: Eukaryota; Metazoa; Chordata; Actinopteri; Cypriniformes; Cyprinidae
Gene: tax1bp3
Product: Tax1 (human T-cell leukemia virus type I) binding protein 3
Exons: 4
Coding region: 123-494 (123 amino acids)
Molecular function (GO): protein binding
Source: RefSeq, a predicted model, not a curated record